UCUCAGAGUGAGUGAAAGAGAGAGUGAGAGUGAGAGGGAGAGAGAGAGAGAGUGUGUGACACCCGUUUUCUGUGGGAGCUCCUCAGUCCCGCACACGGAUCCUGGGACAGAUGUUCACUGAGGAUAUUUAAACUCUCUGACUUGGAGCAGAAGGAGAAAAGGAUCUGGAGCGAUUGAGAUUCACCACAGCCAGAAACCAGCCAGGCCAUGCUGACACUAUGACUUCCACAAUGUUUCGGUCUGUAGUGUUGACCGUCCUGAUGCAGAAUAUCCUGGUGUCCCCUGGUGUUCUGUGUUCGAAGCCCGAGGACGGAGCCCCUCUCCAGGCCCUGGACCUCCCGUGGCACGAUGAGCUGUGCUGUGACUCGCACACAACCCACUCUAACCAACCGGAGACAAACCGCUCGGAGUCAAAGCUCCCGCACGAUCCCCGCUGCAGCUUCAGCAGCUUGACACCAGAGACGCUUUCAGUCAACACCGGCCCCUGUCUGGACGUGACGUGCAGGAUCGAUGUGAACUGGGAAACACUGACCUGUGAUCUGAAGUCUCAAACAUUUGAGGACGCAGGUGUCAUGGCCGUCAGCUUCCAGCGUCUGGUGUCCCAGAAAGAUGAUUCCCUGGUGAACGAUGGACAAAGCGAUGAUCCUGUCGUCUGUGAAGCGGAGGAUUCCCUCGUUUGUUCCGUUGAUCUCGACACCACGACGAGCUUCGUGUUAACUGUAGGCAUCUCCAACGCCGAAGCUCCGCCCCUUCAACUCAGGAUUCCUGCCAGGCCUGUGAAACCGAGUCCUCCUGUCAACCUGUCACACAUUCAGACCAUAGAGGCAGAACUGGUUUUACUCUGGGACGACCCCUCGGACUCUGGCACUGGUCCGCUGAGAUACCAGGUCCGAUACGCCUUCAACAGCACUCACCCAGCCUGGCAGGUGGUGUCGGUGCCUGCAGAGCCCAGACUGUCUCUGGAUCUGCAGCCAAAUCUGAACUACACCCUCCAGGUUCGCUGCUCCGGGCUGGACGAGCCUCCGCUGUGGAGCGACUGGAGUGAAAGUCACCACAUCUACCUUCACACUGUGAGCUACAUCCCGGAGAAAGUCGUGAUCCACGCGGGGGAGGACGUGACGGUCUAUUGUGUGUUCAACAACCACAGCGUCAACGCCAGCGCGGCCAUAUGGGUUCUAAACCUCCGUGAGCCGCUGGGUCGCAGCCAGUACCACCCAGUCAACCAAUGGGUCAGCCAGAUCACAGUGCGUCCUUCAGAGGCUCGGAUGUACGACCUGCUGCAGUGCACCAAGUAUUGGACCAGCCCUUACAGCCAGAUCUAUGUGCAGGGAGCUUCCAUUGAUAUCGACUGUGUAACCAACGGGGACAUCGAUGCUAUGGACUGCCGCUGGGAGAACAGACAGUCUACUGUGCCCAAACUUCAAUCCAGGUGGGCUGACCUGCCGUGCGACGUGAUGGAGGAGAGGGACCGAGCGGGACAGGAAGUGGGACAGGAAGUGGGCCAGAUGGGACCCACUUGCCUGCACGUCAGAUCCGAUCACAAGAGCUGCACCAUUCAGCCGCUGAGGAUGAACUGCUACAAGCUGUGGCUGGAGGAGGAGUCCCCGCUUGGCCCGAUCCGGUCCAAACCCGUCUACCUGUCGCCCAUAGAUCACGUGAAACCCCACACCCCCACUAAGGUGAAGGCCGUGACCCACAGCAGGGGGGCCCUGCUGGUCACCUGGGAGCCCCCGUCUCUGCCCGUCGAGGGGCUCCAGUGUCAGCUUCAGUACCACUCGCCAUCCAUGAUGAGAGCCCAGCCCGAGUGGAAGGUCCAGAGUCCAGUGCGGGUUGCAGUGGCGGAGGUUGCGGUGCCGGACAUGUGCCGAGUGUACGUGGUGCAGGUCCGCUGCAUGCACACCAACGGCACCGGCUACUGGAGCGACUGGAGCGCCGCCGUCUACUCGGCUCCACAGAACAGCGGAGCUCCUGAGCAUGGUCCUAAUUUCUGGAGGAUUCUUCAAGACGACCCGUACAGGAACCAGACUAAUGUCACGCUGUUGUUUAAGGACCUCCCGGUGUCAGGGCGCUCCUACUGUGUGGAUGGAUUCAUCGUCCAGCACCAAGCCUCGAGCGGCGCCGGGACGAAGGAGACGAUCGAGCCGGCGUCCUCUUACAGCUUCGAGUGGAACCAGGAGCCGCAGACUGUGACCGUGGAGGCCUACAACAGUCGGGGGCGCUCCGCCAACAACAUCCACAUGACGCUGGAGCGACAGCCCAAACGUCGCUGUGUGCGUUCCUUCAGUGUGUCGGUCGUCAACAGCACCUCCGUGUCUCUGUCCUGGACUCUGCUGGACAACAGCUCUGUGCCCGUGUCCAUGGUGGUGCAGUGGACCGUACCACAGAGACAGCACGGUUCUGAUCAUCACAAAGCCCACAGUGACGAUACGUGGGUCCGACUUCCCUACACUGAGCAUCCUGCACAUCUGAGAGGGGAUUUCUUUGGCUCAGAGGAAUACGGCUUCUACUUGUACCCAGUGUUUGCAGACGGAGAGGGGGAGCCAAUGUACACAAUAGCCACCAGAGGAGACCCUGCAGCCUACAUGAUGCUGAUGAUCAUCUCCUUCCUCUCAAUCGUCCUGUUUGUUACUCUGAUCAUCUCCCAGAACCAGAUGAAGAAGUUUGUGUGGAAGGAUGUACCCAACCCAAACAAGUGCUCGUGGGCUAAAGGACUGGACUUCAAAAAGAGCGACACCUUGGAGCAGCUGUUCGGACCCUCAGAGGCUCUCCCCAACUGGUCGCUGCUCAUGCCCUCUGAGAACAUCUCCAAACUCGUCAUAGUGGACAAAGCGGACCAUGAAGCUCUGACCACCGCCCUGGUCCAAACCCCUCUUGUGCCGCUGACCACUGACCCGCCCAGCGCCUUAUCCAUCUCUCUCCCCCCAGGGUUUGACUCGGAGGUCGACCAAGGCCAGUUCACGGAGAGCGAGGUGCUGUUGGGUGGAGCUCCGUCCUCAGCCCUUAAUCUGGAUGAUUUGACCGGUUCAUACCCGAAGAUCGAGUUACAACCCGGCGUCUCGCAGCCUCCGGGCAGCACUGAGAGCUCGGCCCAGUCCUCAGUCACAUACUCCACAGUGCUGCUCUCUGAUCCCAAGCAGGACCAACCGUCCAUUCAUCUCCAGUACAAGGGAGGCAGUGGAUGCAGCUCCAGCGACGAGGGCAAUUUCUCCGCCAACAACUCCGACAUUUCAGGAUCGUUCCCGGGCGGUCUGUGGGAGCUGGAGAGCUGCCGCGGCGGGGAGAUGGACGACCCGCGGCGCUCCUGCUCCUACAACUCCGUGGAGGAGCUUUCCGAAACAUCAGAGCAAGAAGACGAGGGCGAGGGGAGAGGGGAGAAGGACUUGUACUAUCUAGGAAUGGACUAUCCGGCAGAGGAUGAGGAGAGUGAGGAAGAGGAGGAGCCGGAGCUCGGCAAAAAUGUAGUUUUGACCAGGGAGGACUGUUGCGUGGAGUCUCGCCCUCUGCUCGGCGUGGAGGACUCGAGCGGAGCGAUGCAGCAGCUGUCGGCCUCGUCGGGUGGUUUCUCUCCACUGUACCUCCCUCAGUUCAGAACUGCUACGUGCAACAGGCAACUACAGGACAGCAAAACCCAGCUGUGACCCUCACAGGGCCUAUGUUUCAAUGGAAACACGCACCAUUAAAACCAUUGUGUUGUGGAAUCAUUCAGCAAUUACCAAGGAGGAAUUGUAUCCAUUCCCUCAGACACAAAAUGGGUCCGGAGUUUGACAUAUGAGAUUGUCAGGAUCAGACGGGUUCAUAACAACAGCAGAUUUCAGUGGAGGGGGGGUGGCGGCGGGGCAGAUCACGCAGGAGGCCGAACAUAACGUGUAAACUAAACAUGUUUAGAGCACAACACGGGCGUCUGCUCUGAUCGCCAAUAGCUCUCGAAUGAUGAUGUGGAGUUAGUUGGCGUCAGCCGUGUGUAUAGCGCCUCUUUCAUCAUCCUGAGAUGUUGGUAUUCAAGCUUUUUAAGUGUCAUCGACACACCUACUCGCUAGCUGUGAUUUCCCCCAGACGUUUUCCUGCUGUAUCCUCACACGAUCUCACUUUGACGUUUUUACCAGGGGAGCUGUCUGGAGAAGUCCGAAGCAACUGACUCUGACAUUUUGCAUUCUCACACAAAGCCCCUCUGGAAAACUUCAGGAAAACGUUGGGACUUCAGUGCAGGUCUGAAAGCAUCUGUAAUAAUAAGGUGUGGAGCUGGAUAAUGUAAAAAAAAAAAGAAAAAAGAAAAAGUACCUUGAUUUAUGUGCGGUUGCAAUUUAAUAUCAGUCGAUGCUGCUAUUGUGUGAAGACGUCAUGAGGCCACAAGCCUCAGUCACGGGGCUUUUCUUUCUUUCUUUCUUUACAGGGUUUUAAACUCUGGUUCUACUGUGUCAUCCUCUGCAAACUGUGCAGGUUCGGUUAUUCAUGCACGAGGGUGCUGAGACAUAAACUUAAUGUAAAGAUGGACGUAAUGUUAAGCCAAAGUAGCUUGAUCGCCCUCUGGUGGCUGGCUGAAGUACGGGGCAUGAAUCCUGCCUCCUGAAUGUUAUUGGAUGGGACAUGAAACAGAAUAAAAAGUAAAAGUACAUGUUAAAAAUUACGUGUUUCUUUACACACUGACGUCUGUUGGUCAGGUGUUGUCCAUCCUUAUAUCCAGUCUAUGUUGUACAUCUAUUAAACCAGAAUUAGUGGGUGUACGCAGGUUUUUUCUUAACGCAGGUAAACCCACUCGAAGAGGCAAUUGAAUCCUUUCCCAUUGCCAGAAGAGACGUUUGCCUUUUCUGUUUUUCUUUAGUUUGCUUUCCUCAUAAACUGAGGCGCUCCCGUGGAUUUGACCCCGGAGUGAAUGCAGAUUGUGUCCAUUCCCAUUGCGGACAAACUCCAGAUGUUAGUGGGCCAGGUUUUAUAAACACAUUAAAAGAAAAUGACGUGUGCCUACAUUUACUCCAUCUGCUCCUCAUGUUGAAAAUAUGUUUCUCACUCUGCUGAAUCCUUGUAAGGGAAACAGGAAAAAGGUUGAAAGAGAAUAAAAAGAGCCCAGUUGACUGUGAAAGGCCAAAACCUGGACGUCACCUCGGAUCUGCUGGUGUGACUAAAGGAAACCACACGCCGAUGGAAACACGUGGAGUCACUGACGACAGGUGGAUUUAUCUGGGGCCGGAAUUCAUCAACAUCUGCUCGGACUCACUCGCCCACCAAGCCAAAGAAUGUAUUUUUUUUUUUUGUACUUUGUGCUGUAAUGUGUUUUGCGACUUUUGUUAAAGUGUUUUUAAAAAAAAAGUGAUCUAUUUUUCUUUUCAGCGUCAUCGCCCAUCAACAUGAGCACUCACUGUCUGAUGUGAACUAAAGAUUACAUAUUGUAUAUUUUAAACGAGAGGAAGACAAGAAUGAAAACUUUUGAACGUCGGUGAAAAGUGGUUGUUAUUGCACAUGAAGAUAUUUUGUCUAUUUUUGAUGGUGAAAAUAAAAAUAUUUAUUGUGA
Messenger RNA from Pleuronectes platessa (European plaice), 5506 nucleotides. RefSeq names its product leptin receptor (gene lepr). Bases 219 to 3638 code for a protein of 1139 amino acids. Gene Ontology annotation, cellular component: external side of plasma membrane. The transcript has 21 exons. Gene Ontology annotation, molecular function: cytokine receptor activity; protein binding. NCBI's taxonomy places the organism in Eukaryota, Metazoa, Chordata, Actinopteri, Pleuronectiformes, Pleuronectidae. The record is from RefSeq and is a predicted model, not a curated record. Gene Ontology annotation, biological process: cytokine-mediated signaling pathway; immunoglobulin mediated immune response.